ACAUGGAUUCGUAUAAUGUCACGACAAAAAUGUAAUUGCAUAUUACGUUUUAGAUACAGACACACACACACAAACAGAAGCUAUAAAUAUUUCCAUAUACAUAAUAUAUAUAACCCAAAUGUGCAUGCAUGUGUAUGCAUGUGUGCACACAUGCGGUUCGUAUUAUGCGGAUUCAUAUAAUGCGGAAUGUAUUCUCCCCACGUUAUACGAGAGAGUUAUCUAUUAUGUUACUAAUAAGUUAGAAAGUAAAAAGUUGUAUAACACAUACUCAUGAUCAUCCACGAGUUUUGACACACACAUGCCCACACACACACACACACAUAUAUAUAUAUAUAUAUAUAUAUAGGCAGAAAAUCUGAUGUACUACAUAUUGACAAUGAGUUGUUUUUCCUCAAUUAUGUUAAAAUGUGCGGAAAUGCACUUUUUAAAUGUUUCUUAUAAUGUUUUAUACGUAUUAUUAUUCCAUUUUAUACGUAGUAUUAUUCCAACGGUCAUUUUUAGUUUUAUAAUGAUUAAUGUAAAAUCACAAUUUUUGAUGAAUCACUUUAUUUGCGAAAGUUUUCCGUGAACAAUCUUAUUAUUAAGAACAUCAAUAUUCGUAAUUCCUCAUGACAAAAUAUCGUCCUUAUAGGUAUUUGCAGUGCUUUUUAUCAGCUUGGUAAUUUUAGUACACACGUCAUCACGCACUGUAUACAUUAGCAUAUUGUAUGUGAAUGCAAAUAUUUCUAAUGAAGAAUAUAAGAGGCUAUGAUAUGUUGAAUGCAAUAAAUUUUCUUUACUUUCACUUUUAGAAAAACCGAAUUAACUCCGUCAUCAGUCAGCCCACGGAAAAAAAUUAUUCCAAAAACAGAUUUACAAAAGGCGACAUUAAUUGCAGUGCCUAAUUGUGUAGAAUUUCGCAACUAUGAGUUGAAUAAAUUAUAUCGGAAAGUUGUAAUUCUGCAAAAUGUGAGUGUGUCCUUAGCCAGAUUCCAGUUAGGUAGAAGACCUAGUUACUCACACUUUACUGUCAUGAUUGAAUCUAAAGGACAAACAGGAGGCAUUCCUCCGGGAAUGCACGUAAAAUUGAUUAUUUCCUUCCGUUGCGAUACUUUUGACGAACCUGAAGAAAUGCUCGUCAUAAAUGUGCAGCAUGGACGAUCAGUUAUCAUUAAAUUACGUGGAUAUCGAGAUCCACCAAUAUUGACAGUGAUAAAUAUUCCGUACUUUCAAUAUCCACAAAGAAAACUGACAGUAAGAGAUGUAGAGUGGAUUAUGGAAAUCCCAUUUCAGUCAAUGAAUUCUCUUGAGGAGUUUAUCGAUACAAGUAGCAGUGCAUCCAGCACCCCUACAGAGAGCAUUCCAAAAUAUAAAACAUUGAAGAAUUUUGACUGUGGAGAGUGUUUCGUAGGUGAAGAAGUUACAUUACCUCUGACGGUUAAAAAUGUCGGUGGCGAAGGAAGAUUCUUCAUUAUGAGCGAGAUUGAUUGGUGUUCGAUGCAUAUCGAGGAUAUUACUAACGACAACAUGCUGGUUCUACCAUGUUUUGCUAUGUGGCCUGCAUAUUUCACACUUAAGCCGCAAGAAUAUAUACAUUUAUAUAUUUACUUCUUUCCUGACGCUCACGGACUGCAUGUAUAUAUACUUUUAUGGCAAGUAAUUUGUCGACUUACGGCAGAAAAGAGAUUUCGUUGUAAGGGAACAUAAGAACGAAACUGUGCCGCUGUGAUUUUAUUGCAUAGCUGCGGUCUUUGACCUAAUGCGCUGCAUGGAGUAUCCAAGAGAAUACGAUCGAAAGAAUUUUCUUGAAAUGGAGGUCCAUCGGUGUGAAUAAAACUGUGCCCUUGUUCCAUGACUGCCUUUGUAGCAUCGUAACAAAAUAUUUUAAUGUUUUCGUCUUUACAUUUUUCUUUGAAUCGUACCACUUUACCCGAAUUUUUUUCCAAAGCUAUUAUUGUACCCUGGAAAUUGCAUCAGAAUAAUGUUUACACAAUCAGUAUAUUUUUUACAGAAUUUCUCACAAUUAUUUUUUUUUCUUCUCUCAUUCUAAAGAAUAAGCAUAUGCUUAUUCCAAUUCAAAUAUAAGGAAAUAUAAAGAAAAA
Molecule: messenger RNA, 2081 nt
Organism: Ooceraea biroi (clonal raider ant)
Lineage: Eukaryota; Metazoa; Arthropoda; Insecta; Hymenoptera; Formicidae
Biological process (GO): negative regulation of cell population proliferation
Cellular component (GO): cilium; cytoplasm
Molecular function (GO): tubulin binding
Source: RefSeq, a predicted model, not a curated record